Messenger RNA from Rasamsonia emersonii CBS 393.64, 1224 nucleotides. RefSeq names its product Taurine catabolism dioxygenase TauD. Gene Ontology annotation, molecular function: oxidoreductase activity. The coding region runs from base 1 to 1224 and encodes 407 amino acids. Lineage: Eukaryota; Fungi; Ascomycota; Eurotiomycetes; Eurotiales; Trichocomaceae. The transcript has 7 exons. The record is from RefSeq and is a predicted model, not a curated record.
AUGGCGUCUGUGCAAGUCCAAGUUGCAAGCGAAGUUCCCUUCCUGAACAGGAAAGAAACUUCGGAAGAAGAGAAGAAAAACGACCUGAUAUCGUUCGCACCCGUGUCGUACAGCCCAUCCAUCACCCUGCAAUACCCUUACCCUCCUAAUACUAUUUUCCCCCUCGCUCUCUCCCCCGUACAAGCCGGGCUGCCACUUCACGACCUCAUCGACUCCAUCAAACGGCUCUCCGCAGCCGGCAAAAUCCGCGACCUGCUCAACGCCCACGGCGGAGCCAUCUUCUUCAAGGACCUGGGUCUGCGAUCCGCAGAAGAAUUCUCGCAGUUCGCGCAGGCCUUUGGCUGGACGCCGCACGAGGACAUCGGCAACCCUGUGCGCCGGACGGUCGUCGCGUACAACGUGGCGACGGCGAACGAGGGGCCCAACACGAUGCCCGUCUAUCCGCAUAACGAGUUCGGCCUGAGUCCGCAUUACCCGGCGUACGUCUUUUUCUAUUGUCUGUCUGCGCCGGAGAGUGGGGGCGAGACGCCCAUCAACAAUUCGCUUGUCUUGUAUGAGCGGUUGAAGGAGGCUGUUCCAGAGUUUAUCGAUGAGUUGGCUGAGAAGGGAGUGAAAUACCAGCUCUUCUACCCCAACAAACCCCGUCCCGACACCUCCUCUCCGGGGACGUCCGUCCUGCAAUCGUACGGCGUAAAAGUGCAAGACACGGAUUCCGUCGACGAGGCGCGCCGCAAAAUCGAGCUGGAGAUCAAACGCCUGCCUACUGCGACGUGGGUGUGGGAGAACCAGUCGGAGGCAAACCCUCUGGGCGAUUUGAGGGUUUGGCAGCGUCUGCCAGCCCUCCGUCAACAUCCCCAAACCGGUCGAACGACCUUCUUCAACAACAUGAUAUCGCGAUUCUUGAGCGCCCAGGCUGCUGGGAGCUUGGAACCUCCACACAUCAACAAAGAUGGGAGAUAUCAACCGCCUGCUUUCUACGGCGAUGGAAGCCCUAUCCCGCAUCGAUACCUACAGACUGCUGUUGAGAUUGUCAAACAAACCCGUUCACUGAUCACCUGGAAGGAGGGUGAUGUCCUUCUCUUGGAUCAACCAUUCAUCAAGCAAGCAAGAGCUAUCUUAGCUAACCGCAGCGUCAAAAUCCAGAAUCUCGCCGUCCAACACGCUCGAGAGCCGUGGACUGGGCAGAGAAAGCUCCUUGCGAGUUUGUGGGAUGAAAAUAACUGA